ACAUAUACUUCAAAGAAUAAUUCAACUACGUAUACUUAAUUUAAGGCUAAAAAUUAAAUGGCUACAAGCAAUGCAGAGCUUGAUUAUGAGUUCCUACCAUAUCUUAGAGUUUACAAAAAUGGUCAUGUUGAGAGACUUUUGGGAACUGAUUCAAUUCCACCAGGUACUGAUUCUCAAACUGAAGUUACAUCAAAAGACAUUUCAAAUAUAAUCCCUGAUUCUGAAGUUUAUGUUCGUAUUUAUCUCCCAAAAAUUUCCAAUAACUCUGAAAACGAAAAAUUUCCACUUGUUAUUUAUUUCCAUGGUGGAGGAUUUUGUAUGUUCACUCCAUCUUCGUCACACUAUCAUAAUUACCUCAAUGCCCUCGUGUCCGAAUCGCGAGUUAUCGCGGUUUCCGUUCAUUAUAGAAGACCCCCUGAAUAUCCUGUUCCUAUUGCAUAUGAAGAUUCAUGGCAAGCACUACAAUGGGUUUUUUCCCAUUGUAAUGGCGACGGCCCCGAGCCGUGGCUGAAUGAACGCGCCAAUUUCACGCGUGUUUUCCUCUCUGGCGAUAGCGCGGGAGCUAACAUAGCGCAUAAUGUGGCUAUGGCUGCGGGAAGUGUUGAGCCGGGGCUUAUGGUUGAUAUUCUUGGUGUUGCUUUAGUCCACCCGUAUUUUUGGGGGUCAGAUCCAAUUGGGUCAGAGAGCUUGUACCCGGAUAAGAAGGUGCACUUGGAUCGAAUGUGGCCAUUCGCGUGUCCCUCGAGUCCGGAUAAUAAUGACCCGAGGAUUAACCCUGUGGCGGAAGGUGCACCAGGUUUAAUGACCCUAGGAUGUCGGAGAGUCUUAAUUUGUGUGGCGGAAAAAGAUAUUUUGAAGGAUAGAGGGUGGGCCUAUUAUCACGCAUUGGGCCGGAGCGGGUGGAUGGGUGUGGUUGAGAUCCGAGAAACACAACAGGAGGACCAUGUAUUUCAUUUGAAUGAUUUGAACUAUCAAAAGGCUCAAGAUUUGAUUAAGGAUUUGGCUCAUUUCUUCAACAGGGAAAUGCCUCAUUUUCUCUAGAUGUAUUAGGCUAUUUUUAUUGGAUCUACGAAUUAUAAUGUCUUUUAUCAUUUUUAUGUAAUAUUCUCUAGUUUAUGCUUGAACAAUUUGAAAAAUACUUUUGUAUUAUUUCAAGACAACCUUUCUUCUUCUU
Lycium barbarum (goji berry) is the source of this 1174-nucleotide messenger RNA. Its product is annotated as probable carboxylesterase 2. Gene Ontology annotation, molecular function: hydrolase activity. The record is from RefSeq and is a predicted model, not a curated record. The coding region runs from base 58 to 1041 and encodes 327 amino acids. NCBI's taxonomy places the organism in Eukaryota, Viridiplantae, Streptophyta, Magnoliopsida, Solanales, Solanaceae. The transcript has a single exon.